This is a messenger RNA of Striga asiatica, 1217 nucleotides long. NCBI's taxonomy places the organism in Eukaryota, Viridiplantae, Streptophyta, Magnoliopsida, Lamiales, Orobanchaceae. The record is from the annotation of a GenBank genome assembly.
CAAACGUGUUCAGUUUCUCCUGGUCACAGACUCGGACAAAAAGCCUUCUUCUCCAAUCCUCUCACAAAAGAUUAAAAAAAAACCCGAACCUGCUUAGCAGGAUCCGAUCUGCAUCCGGAAUCAUGAACGACGCCGACGUUUCGAAGCAGAUCCAGCAGAUGGUCCGCUUCAUCCGCCAGGAAGCGGAGGAGAAGGCCAACGAGAUCUCCGUCUCCGCCGAGGAGGAGUUCAAUAUCGAGAAGUUGCAGCUGGUCGAGGCCGAGAAGAAAAAGAUCAGGCAGGAAUAUGAGCGCAAGGAGAAGCAAGUGCAAGUCCGCAAAAAAAUUGAGUACUCGAUGCAACUGAAUGCUUCUAGAAUCAAGGUCCUUCAAGCACAGGAUGAUUUGGUAAAUUCCAUGAAGGAGGCAGCAUCGAAGGAGCUUUUGAAUGUCAGCCGUGACCAUAACAACUAUAGGAACCUUCUGAAGGAUCUCAUCAUUCAGAGUUUAUUGAGGCUGAAGGAGCCAUCUGUGUUAUUGCGGUGUCGUAAAGAGGAUGUACAUUUGGUGGAGUCCGUCUUGGAUUCAGCAAAGGAUGAAUAUGCACAGAAGGCCAAUGUUCAUCCACCCGAGAUCAUAGUUGAUAAUGUCCACCUCCCGCCUGCCCCCUCUGGUCGCAAUUCGCACGGUCCUUUUUGCUCUGGCGGUGUGGUCUUGGCUUCUAGGGAUGGGAAGAUUGUGUUUGAGAACACUCUUGAUGCUAGAUUGGAUGUUGCCUUCCGUAAAAAGUUGCCUGAGAUACGCAAGAGUCUGUUCAGUCAGGUUGCUGUGUGAUAGAUUAUCAUCUGAUGGCAUUUGUUUUUCAACUUUUUCCUCCUACUGUUUGUGUUUUUGUCUCGUGUCUCGAGUUCCUUUGCAACUGCAGAUUUGUUUGUUUUUCUUCUUUUCUGUUAAAAAGAGUGUUGAGUAUAUUUAUGUAAGUUUUAGCUUGGUGAUCCUAUUUAAGAUUCAUAUUUGAACUCAGUGAAAUAAUGCUUGUAAGCUGCUUGGAGCUAAUAAUAAAGCUGGAUUGAGAAGGUCAUAAUGCUGCAUUGCUUCGCUUUUCAUUUUGCUCCAAAUAUUGUGGAUAUGAUUUUAAUCGUACUCUGUUCAUUGUUAGCUCAGCAUGCAUUUGUCGAGUAUGAAAAAAGAAAAUGACUACUAAGUAAAAGAAAACAAAUAUGCUAAUUUAGUGCCCCC